AUGCGUUUCACCUCCUCCCUCCUCGCGAGCACCCUCGCCGUCGGCGCUUCCGCCUCGGGUAACUAUCUCGGCUUCAACUCGGGCGCCACCUUCGCCGACCGGAGUGCCAAGUUUAAGGCCGACUUCGAGGCCGAGUUCAAGACUGCUCAGAACCUCGCCGGCUCGCCCGGCACCUUCAACACGGUCCGGCUGUACACGAACAUCCAGGCCUACUCGCAGGAUGACCCCAUCGAGGCUUUCGAGGCCGCCAUCGACACCAAAACCUCCAUCCUUCUUGGUGUCUGGACCUCGGGCGUCGACAACAUCGACAAGGAGCUCAGCGCGCUGAAGAAGGCCGUCGCCAAGUACGGCGACAAGUUCAUCGACCUCGUCAUCGGCAUCUCCAUCGGCAGCGAGGACCUCUACCGCAACUCGGUCACCGGCGUCAAGAACAAGUCCGGCGUCGGCAACUCGCCCGAGGCCAUCGCCGGCUUCAUCUCCGACUUCAAGAAGACCUUUUCCGGCAACGCCCUCGGCAAGGUUCCCGUCGGCCACGUCGACACCUGGGAUGUCUGGGGCAAUGCCACCAACAAGGCCGUCCUCGACGCCGUCGACUGGGUCGGUGUUGACGAGUACCCCUACUACGAGAACGGCAAGGGCAACAACAUCAAGAACGCCGGCCACCUCUUCGACAAGGCUUACGAAGAGACCAAGAAGGCCGUCGGUGGCAAGCCCGUCUGGGUCACCGAGACCGGCUGGCCCUACACCGGCCCCGAUUGGGACGAGGCCGUGGCGAGCGUCGAGAAUGCCAAGUUCUACUGGGACGAGAUUGGCUGCCGCAAGCUCUUCAACAAGACUCCUACCUUCUGGUACACCCUGCGCGACUCCAACCCGGACAACAAGAUGAAGUUUGCCAUUACCGAUAACCUCUCGACCACGCCCCGCUUCAACCUCACCUGCCCUACCAAGUUCGUGACGGAUGACGAGGUCGACUCUUCGACUGCCACCGCUUCCCACACCGGCACCCAGACGCACGUGGCCGCUCCAACGGGCACUGGUGCCCACUCGAGCCCGAGCUCCAGCCCGAGCUCCGGCUCCGGUAGCUCCGGCUCCAGCAGCUCCGGCUCCGGCAGCUCCGGCUCCAGCUCCGGCUCCGGCUCCGGCUCCGGCUCCAACCCUGGCUCCAGUGGCUCCAACUCUGGCUCCAACGCCGGUUCGGGCUCCUCGACUACCACCAGCGGCGCUUCGAUGCAAAAGGUAACCAGCGUCACCCUUGUCGGCGUCGCGCUCUUUGCCGGCGUCCUAGCCCUGUUCUAA
Molecule: messenger RNA, 1296 nt
Organism: Drechmeria coniospora
Lineage: Eukaryota; Fungi; Ascomycota; Sordariomycetes; Hypocreales; Ophiocordycipitaceae
Product: putative glucan endo-1,3-beta-glucosidase eglC
Exons: 1
Coding region: 1-1296 (431 amino acids)
Biological process (GO): cell wall organization; carbohydrate metabolic process
Cellular component (GO): cell surface; extracellular region; fungal-type cell wall
Molecular function (GO): 1,3-beta-glucanosyltransferase activity; glucan endo-1,3-beta-D-glucosidase activity
Source: RefSeq, a predicted model, not a curated record